CCCCAAAAUGCAAAAGAUAAGGUCAAAGAAGUCUUACAAAAGACUAAAGAGAAGCUCCAGCAGAUAUUUGGAAAGAGUAAAGAAGGGCGUUCAAAGAUCAAAGAAAUGAUGGACAAGCUCAAGAAGAAAGGUACCGAAUUACUUGAUAAGGGGAAAAAUGGUCUUAAGAAGUUAGUGAGUGCUGCAAAGGAUAUUAUUGGCAAAAACGUGCCCAAGAAAUUGCGAGACAGUUUAGUGAAUGGCAUUAAAGAUGGUCUCAAAAAUGUGAAGGACAAAGCCAAAGACGCAAAAGACAACCUUGUGAAUGGUCUGAAAGGGAUGAAAGACGGUGUUGUUAAUAGUUUGAAAGGAGCGAAAGAGAAGUUUGUGAAUGGGAUUAAUAACAUGAAAGACACUCUCAAAGACGGUAUAAAAGAAGCCAAAGACAAAACAAAGAACGAAAUCAAGGAGAUGAAAGACAAAAAGACGAAUGGCUUUAAAGGCGCAAAAGAUAAAUUAACGAAUAAAGUCAAUGGAGUGAAAGAUGUGAUCGAAGGUUUUGCUACUAAAGAUGAAAAAGGAAGUACAAAGUCCAAGAAAAUUGCCACCACCAUGAUAAAAGGUGCAAAGAAUAUCUUAAAGAACACAAAAGACUCGAUCAAUAAAAAUGCACAAAAAGCUGCUGAGAAGUUUAGAAAUACCAUUAAAGACCAAACAGACAAUAUGAUGGAAAAAACGAAGAAUGUCAUUGGAAAGGGUAAAGAGUAUAUGAACAAAGGAAAGAAAGCGGCAGGGACUUUAGUUUCUAACGCGUCAAAUUUUGCUUCGAGUAUCGGCAAAGCCACGAAGGGAAUGUUUGACAAAUACAAGAACAAAGCAACGCAAUCGAUUCAAAAGGCGGAGACUAAAACGGCUUCGUCUGUUGCAAAGAUAGCAAAAGGAGUCAGUAAAGCAGUGGCAUCAAAGAUACCCACUCGAGCUCUUCAAGGGAUGAAAAAAGCUGGAGAGAAAGCAAUACAAAAGAUGGACACUAUGCUUCAAAAGGGGAAAGCUCUUGGGUCUAAAGUUGUUGAUUCGAUGAUGAAAGAACAAAGCAAAGCAAAGAAGUUGGGCGAGAAGGCACGAGUUCUUCCAAGAAAGACGGUGAGUACUAUCAAGAAAGUUGGUGAGAAAGCAGAGAAGAAGUUUGGCAAGCUUGGCAAAAGUAUUACAAAGAAGUUUAAAAAGCUUGAAAAGUCGACAACAAAGAAACUCGGUAAAACUUCAUCAAAACGCAAACAAGAGCAAAUUAAAAAGAACGCUCAAAUUAAGGCGAAACGGUUGCAGAAGAAUGCACAAUUAAAAGCACAAAGACUUCGAAACAACGCAAAGAUCCAAGCGCAGAAAAAGAAAGCGGCAGCAAUCAAGAAGGAACAAAUGAUUAAGAAGAAAGCUCAAGCUCAGAAGAAGAAAUUACAAGAGAAGAAAAAGAAGUUGGUCAAACAGGCAGAAUCAAAGAAAACCCAAAUUUUAAAACAGAAGAGGGUAUCUCAAUCGUCUAAGAAGUCUACAACAAAUAAGAAGUAA
Molecule: messenger RNA, 1545 nt
Organism: Entamoeba invadens IP1
Lineage: Eukaryota; Evosea; Mastigamoebida; Endamoebidae
Exons: 1
Source: RefSeq, a predicted model, not a curated record